Messenger RNA from Pistacia vera, 1735 nucleotides. RefSeq names its product probable aspartyl aminopeptidase. Gene Ontology annotation, molecular function: aminopeptidase activity; zinc ion binding. Lineage: Eukaryota; Viridiplantae; Streptophyta; Magnoliopsida; Sapindales; Anacardiaceae. The record is from RefSeq and is a predicted model, not a curated record. The transcript has 11 exons. Bases 23 to 1558 code for a protein of 511 amino acids. Gene Ontology annotation, biological process: proteolysis.
CUUAAGCUUGACGCAGAAUCGGAUGCUUAUACAGUUAAUACUCUCCGUAUAUAAUAAAGAUCGACAAGUACGACGACUCUCCGAAGUAAGCGAAAGAGUCAAUCAAUCAGAGGCGAUGGCACAGACAGAAGCUAACGGUGAAGAAUUGAGCUCCGUAGUCUCCGACUUUCUCCAAUUCUUAAACGCAUCUCCGACUGCUUUUCACGCCGUUGAUGAGGCAAAGAGGCGUUUGCGAGAAGUGGGGUACGAGCAGAUUUCAGAGAAGGAAGAUUGGAACUUGGAAGCUGGAAAGAGAUAUUUCUUUACCAGAAAUUAUUCCACAAUCGUCGCUUUCGCAAUCGGAAAAAAAUAUGUUGCUGGAAAUGGAUUCCAUAUAGUGGGUGCUCAUACCGACAGUCCUUGUCUAAAGCUGAAACCUGUUUCUAAGGUAUCGAAAGGCGGGUAUUUGGAGGUUGGUGUCCAAACAUAUGGAGGUGGUUUGUGGCAUACAUGGUUUGAUCGUGACUUGACAGUUGCAGGACGAGUGAUAAUUAGAGAAGAAAAAGAUGGUUCUGUUUCUUAUUCUCAUAAACUACUUAGAAUCUAUGAGCCCAUAAUGCGAAUUCCUACGCUGGCAAUACACUUGGACAGGAAUGUCAAUAGUGAUGGAUUUAAGCAGAACACUCAGAGUCAUCUUCUCCCUGUCUUGGCAACAGCAAUAAAGGAGGAGCUUAAUAAAGUGGCCACAGAUAACUCUAAAGAAAAACCAACCAGUAACAGCUCCAAGCAUCACUCAGUUCUACUACAGAUGAUCGCAAGUCAGCUUGGCUGUGCAGCAGAUGAUAUAUGUGAUUUUGAACUGCAAGCAUGUGAUACUCAACCAAGUAUAUUAGCUGGUAUUAAGAAGGAAUUCAUUUUCUCAGGAAGGCUCGACAAUCUCUGCAUGUCAUUUUGCUCUCUUAAGGCGUUGAUAGAUACUACAUCUUCUGAAAGCAACCUUGAGGACGAGACUGGGGUUAGAAUGGUGGCAUUGUUUGACCAUGAGGAGGUUGGAUCAUCCUCAGCUCAAGGAGCUGGGUCUCCUGUCAUGUUAGAUGCUUUGGCACGAAUCACAAAUAUCUUCUGUUCAAAUACUAAUGUGCUUAUUCAGAAAGCAAUCCAGAGGAGUUUUCUUGUUUCUGCUGACAUGGCGCAUGCCCUACACCCUAAUUACAUGGAAAAACAUGAGGAUAAUCAUCAGCCCAAGUUGCAUGGUGGGCUCGUCAUCAAGCACAACGCAAAUCAACGAUAUGCAACUAAUGCUGUUACUUCCUUCAUAUUCAAGGAGAUAGCCUUGAAGCAUAAUGUUCCUACUCAGGAGUUUGUGGUCCGCAAUGACAUGGCUUGUGGUUCAACCAUCGGUCCCAUCUUAGCAAGUGGAGUGGGGAUUCGUACAGUUGAUGUAGGUGCACCACAAUUAUCAAUGCACAGUAUACGAGAAAUGUGUGCCAUUGAUGACGUGAAACAUUCGUAUGAGCAUUUCAAGGCGUUCUUCCAAGAAUUUACUCAGCUUGAUGGCAAGGUUACAGUGGACAUAUAGGUUCUAAGUUGCAGUAAUUCAUGCCAGUUCUUGUCCCAAUUUUCAGAUUCGAUGCAGGCAUGGUUUGAUGUAAUAUGUGAUACAUGUGAUGAUACCAUUUGGUAAAUUAUGCUUAUAUACUGGGAAUGGAAAACUAUUGGAUAAGUGAUGGAAACCCCUUUCUAUUAAAUCAGACUC